This is a messenger RNA of Girardinichthys multiradiatus, 5151 nucleotides long. RefSeq lists its product as uncharacterized. Gene Ontology annotation, cellular component: plasma membrane. The record is from RefSeq and is a predicted model, not a curated record. The transcript has 5 exons. Gene Ontology annotation, biological process: immune response-regulating cell surface receptor signaling pathway. Lineage: Eukaryota; Metazoa; Chordata; Actinopteri; Cyprinodontiformes; Goodeidae. The coding region runs from base 125 to 784 and encodes 219 amino acids. Gene Ontology annotation, molecular function: signaling receptor activity.
AACAACACGUAUUUCUCCUGGACAAAGUCUGACAGUCGAGUGUCCCGUCGAACACUGUGGAAAGUUACUCUAUGUCACGUGGUGUAAAUUUUCUCAUACAAGCCACUGUGAGAUCAUUCCAAAUAUGGAGAACAUAGAAAUCAGCCAGAAACAAGACCAAAAUAAGCUGAUCUCAUAUUUGAGUUUCACGCAGGUUUCCAUUAAGGAUGAUGGCCUGUACCGAUGUGAUUUAGGAUUCAAUCAUAACAGUGUCGGACAUGUCAUCAACAUCUCAGUUUCAGACCUAAACGAAGGGAUAGAAAACUCUGAUAAUUUUGCAGUUGAUUCAAACACUUCUAGUGAUGAUUACCCCUGGCUGCCCUAUUUCACGAUCUGCAGUAGCAUUGUGCUUCUAGUCACUAUAGUGAUAGUGUUGACUCUUGUUUGCUUUCAUGGCUGGAAAGGAACAUGGACCAGCAACAAUAGAAAGCAAGAGGAAAUAUCUACACAUACGAUACCGGAACUGCCCAAGACAAGCGUUCUUUUUUCUCCCACCGUGCGAACUCAAUCCUCGGUUCUGAACGAUGUCAACUCUUCAAGAAAAGUAGAAAGAACAACAUCAACAUCCCCUCCUCCUGCUCACAUUGGGAACCAGCCGGCUGUUGCAAACACAGCAGCUAAAACUCAAGUGUCUAACAGCGUACUGUACGCUGUCAUCAACUACCAACAAGGUGGGAGAGCAGACAGAAGGUCUGCAUGUAAACAAGGUGAAAAAAUAAAUGAUGCUGUUGUCAAUGUUAAUUAAAAGUUCUGAAAGAACUGCAAAACCUCCAUACUUGUGCAGAAGCGUCAUGGAACAGGUGUAGGUUAAGUGACAAUGCAGAAAGAGGGUUGUGGUCAUAAGGCCGUUACAAUUAAAGCAGAGGCAGCAAAGGUUAGUUUAUAUAUUUUUUGUUUAUUUUUUUUGUAUAUUUUAUUUUAUUUUAUUUCAUUAUAUUUUCAACAAUUCUGUGAUUUGAAAUUUUGAUAACAUUUUUUUUUAUAUAUAUAUGUUUUGCAUUAUCUUUACUUGAAGUUAUUAAAUGUCAGACAUGUUCAAAGAGCUACAUCAAAAGAAAACACAUGAGACCAUUCUAUUUAUACGUUUCCUGUACAACAUAUGCAGAGUUUGGCAGUAUGGCUGCAGGGAAACAACUAGUCUGACCUGCAAACCACAGAUGAGUGCUUUGGCUCAAAAUUACAGGAAGUUGAAGGUCAAAUGAUUUUUUUUUCCUAUAUGUGGGGUGAGCGAAGCAACUGCUAAACUAUUUGUUCCUACCCAGUGAGAGUUAAGACAAUUACUUUACUGCUAUGACGGGGAAAAGAAAAAUCAGAAAGGAGUCUGUUAAAUUCAUAUUAAGUGAUACAAAAUAUCUAAAACCAGUCAAAUAUUUUAUUACAGAAACAUCAGCAUGCAUGCAUAUCCUUUAGGUAUAAUACACACAGAACAAUAAAAAUGUCGUAAUUGAAGGGAAAGUCCUGCUUGAGUAAUUCUCUUUUGGUAAAAGUGCACAAAAACUAACAAUAAAAUGGAUUUUAGAGUACUAUUGGAUGCUUCACUGGUUUAAUAUGACACCUUAUUACAGUUAAGGUCAAAGGUAUUCAUACUUCUGGCAGUGUAGGGUUUAAAGUAAUCUUUGAAUUGACCAACAUGUUUCUUAUGACUGGAAGAAACAAUAACAUCUUAAGGUGGCCCAGCCAGAGUCCUGACUUCAAUCUGAUGGCGAAUCGGUGGUGGGAGCUACAGAUUAGGGUGAUGGGAAGGAGGCCUUCCAACAUAAAAGAGUUCACCAGAGGAAAAUCUUUAAAAUACCCAUUGGAAAAGCUGUUGUAGUGCCAAUAAAGAUUUUUCUAUUAAUUAUUAGGAAGGAUCAUUUUUUUUUAUUAAAAUGUAAAUAAAUACAGAUAAAUUAUUUUUUUUAUAGUUGCCAUAAUUCAUACUCUUUUGACAUCUAUCUUUUGAUAGAUUCUUGUUUAAUUAUGUUUUUUUUUAAAGUAACAACCUUCUAAGUUGAAUAAAAAUAAUUUGAAAAUGUAAAUCAGCCAGGGAUAUUUUUUUUUAAAUUUUGGCCUUAACUGUAAAUUUAAGGCACUGCUGAAAAUAGUACAUUACUUACCAUUACUAGAGUUAGUUAAACCUACUUUAUUUGCAGUUUUAUAAACUGGGACAUAACAAACUCUGUCACUGUUAACUUUAAAGAAACAUUUUCUAGUGGAAAUGUGUUACUUUAUUUAUAAGACACAGAAACAAAUCUAAUAUUUUCAGAUGAACUGUGGUCAAAGCAAAAAAAAACAACAAAUAACAGAAAACACAGGUAGAGUCUUCAUUAUGUUUUUUUUGUUGUAUUAUCUAUUCCUGCAAGAAAGCUUAUGGGACAGCAAAUACACACAUCUGCUUCUUAAAGGAGUACUCCAAGGCUGGACCCUGGACCCCUGUCUUAACAAUUCGCACCGCAUCCUUGGGACAGCUGAGACAGAGCAGUAGCAAAUCCAGUAGCAAUAACAGAGUCAAUUAGGGGCAACGUUUAGAGAAAAAAGAUGUGACAAGUGCACGUCAAGCUAGGGUAUUUCGAACUUAACAUGAAACUUCAGAGGACCAAAGUGAAAUGCCGCUAAAAAACAAUUUACCCUGCAAUACCAUGCUGACUUCCACUUCGUUUGGAUUUAGAGGAUUUAUUUGUCAGUAGAAAUGGUGAGAUGGUGAAUCAGAACCUGAAUUAAUGUUUUUUAUAAAAACACUACAGGUGUUAAAAAUGCUUAAAAAGAUCAUUGUUUGCAACUAUUUGUCAUCCAUAAAGACUUUUGCAUUUGACAUUGCAACGCGGUGUCUCAGCCUGCAUUUAAAUUCUGGUUUAGGUUUCUUACUCAUGUUUUAACUAUUGCCAUGCAACAGAUAUUCUACUAUUCAAAGUGAAACUGAUCCACAAAAUGGCAGCAUGUCUGGUGUUUAACAUCGCUCCCUCAACCAAUUUGAAAGCAACAAUGCAUUUCUUCAUUGGGAUUUCUGUAUCUAAAUCAAUUGUAAAAUUUUAUUUAUAUUGUUUGAACUUUAUUUGAAAUGUUUGUCUUUAAUCUACCUGUGUGGUAGAUUCACAUUAAUAGAUGUUUGGUGGGGCAAAGCUCCUGUCCUAACAAUCUUAAUGCAACACAUUUUUACAAGUGCGUUAUAUUUAAUUUAUGUCUCAUGUAACUGAUAAGAAACAUCUUAUUCUAAACAUAUAUGUGAAUGAGAGGGAAAAUAUGCCACAUUGAAGCUGUCUGGAGUAAAGUCUGAGAAGGUGGAUGAGUUUGGGGUCAGAGAAGAAGAGAUAGAAGAAGAAAGAGAUAGUUCAGGCAAGUCGGAGAAUCUGGAGACAAGUGAUUUGUGAGAGAAGGAGAGCUGCAAUAAUCAGAAAGGUUUUCAGUAACAAUGUGGUUAUGAUGUUUAAAUGCAGAGUCACUAUGUAAGAUUGGAUGAGGAGUUGAGGUGGAACAGCUAAGAAGAGCAAACAAAAUAGUGCAUAUUACAGUGAUGGUUCUGUAUAUCUGAAAGACACAGCUAAAGAGGCAAUGCUGAGAUGGUUUGGACAUGUGCAGAGGAAAGAAAUUAAGGUAGAUGAUGUGCUGUCUUUGCCCCUGGAAGGAGAAACUGAAGUAGAGAAAUAUAAGAAUUUCUUUGAACAGGCUGAAUACAAAUAGACAUUUUUUUCUAAUUUAUUGCUGUUUUUUAGUACAAGCUAAAAAAAAGUUAGGCUUCUGCUGUGUAUCAAAUAAAUUUUGCAAGUAAUGCUGUGACCUAACCCCAAAUAUAUUAAACAUUACUGCUCAUAUGAUGGCCCUGAAAUUUGUAUUCAACCCUUGAGACCACUGAUCAUUGCUCAUUCUGCUGAACUAAAUUCAAUUUGAUUACAUCUAACACAAUGUUCCUUAGUAAUUCUGUUUCAAAGGUUCCUCUGAAUGCACUGCUCCCAAAAACAAAAAAAAACUGGGAUGAGGAAAUUACAAAAAAAUAAUUAUAACGAUUAACAUGACCUCGCAUAAUGCCCAGUGGACUGAUUCCAAACUCAUAAAGGUGAAAAGUUAAAAUACAGCUGCAUGUAAAUCCCCUGUUGGAAAAAAAAAAAACUUGUCUCGCUGUGUGGAAGGUUUUUCUUUCAGCAGUGGUGUCUGGCAGUUACAGCCCACGCACAACCUCUGCCAUUAAAUUCUCCUCUCUCUCACACACACACACACACUGCUGUUUGCAUUUUAGUCACUGGUGAACAAAGCAAUCAUUCACUGCAACAAACUGACAGCAUGGUCACUUGUAUGAUCCCAGCAGCUGUUAUAGAUUUUCCUAAAGGAGGCACGCGUUUUACAGCCACAAAACCAACCAACUAAACACCACCUGCAGAGGAAUGUAGCCUCAAACAAAAUGUAGGUGCCAAGCCCAAGAUUGUUUAUGCAUGCCUUCAUCUAUGGAUACAAAUAAACUUUUUUACAGCAUAUACAUACAAACUUUAUUACACUGAGAUAGGGUGCAGGGGGAGUGAGUCUCCUGACUUGUUCUGCAACGUACAUCAUUUCUUAAGGUUUUGAGAAAUGUUGAAGACACGGUGGUGUAACACAAAUUCCUAACUUAAGUAGCCUGGCUAAUGUAAUCAAGAACCUACUGUAAUGGAAUUUUCUUAUCAAAGUAGGUUACAGGCAGAUACAGAUAUGAUCUAUUUCCACACAUCCAAACCAUGUUCUUAGGACAUGAGGACCCAUCUCUACUAGGAAAAGUAACAAGAACCCUGAUUAAUUUACCUCCCUGGUCAUACAACUUACUUCCAUUCGGUAAGGCUGUAAGAUUAAGAGUUAACACAAAGAGAUCUGGGACCAAAGAUCCUGAAAUAGUAUAAGCAGUUCUGAUAGGACAUGACUCAAAUUUAUGUCUGUUGAUUAAAGCACAUGAAACAGAUAUAAUAGUUUUGCAACCUUCUGUCUUCCCAAGGAAAUAAGGUGUGUUUUCCUCCUGUGUGAUACAAAUAAAGAAUUCCUGUAGGAGCCCAUAUUAAAUUAGUCUCACUAGAAAAUCUACUAACAUUUCUGCUUUGCCUUACAAUAUAAUUCCUCACCCAAGGAAAAAUAACCUCCACCAGCUGGUUAUGUCGCCUAUCUGGAAAGAAAGUA